AUGAUAUCAGAAGCUGACAUUCUUCGAAUAAUUGAUGAUCUAGAAAACAAUGAUGAUCAAAGUGGACUAGGCACAACAACCGUCGCCACCUCAAACUCACUUCCACUUGAUAAAGAUCAUACUGAUGAAAAUACCAAGCUUCCAGAAGUUUCAGAGGAAUAUCAGAAAUUACGCCGACGUCUACAUAAGGUAGAUAUGAAAAAUUAUGAACGUAUGAAAAGACGUACAGCUUUUAAAUUGAGUGGAACAUAUAGCAAGAACGAACUUAACAAAGAAGAUAUUGUUAUCAUAUCAUUCAAUAUCAACAAUCCUGAACUUAAUCAAGAAACUCUUCAAAAAAUUAACAAUCAAGUAACAGUUCAUUUAAACAAAGAAACAUGUUUAGAACAUGUUAAAUCAAUUGUUAAUGAAAAAAUUCUCUUUAUUACAUCAGUAUCAUCAGUAAGAGAAAUUUUAUCACUAAUACAUGACGAAGAAACACUUCAUUCUGUUUUUGUGAUCACGGAUAAUUCUGCACAUAAUUCUAAUUUACUAAAAUUACGAUUUUCAAAAAUAGUCGAUAUAUUUGCACAAUCAUCCGAACUAAUAGAAAGUCUACAAACAAAUGUUCAACUCAUUCCAAAACAAUUGACUACUUUUAAUUUUUUUAACUCAAAGCAGUCAAACUCAAUUAAUUUAAACAAAGAUUCCGCAAUAUUUCUUUGGUUUCAAUUAUUAAAAGAUGCAAUUAUAAAAUUAAGACCACAAUCGUUAGAAGAUGCCAUUAACGAUAUGGUACAAAAGUGUCAGGAAUACUAUCAAGGCAAUCGAAUUGAACAAGAAAACAUUCAAAAAUUCAAACAAGACUAUGAAAACCGACAAAAUCAUUCAAAUGAAGUUCCAAAUUUAGCAAUACACUGGUAUACUAAAGCCAGCUUUGUUAAUAAAAUGAUCAAUAAAGCAAUGAGAACUGAAGAUAUUAAUCAAUUAUAUACUUUUCGAUUUUAUAUUGCUGAUCUUUGUGCCAAUGUUUCUCGACUUCAUGAAGAACAAAAUAAUAGUAAAUUCAAUAUUGAACUCUAUCGUGGAUUAAGAUUAUCUAUUGACGAAAUAAAUAAAUUAAAAGAGAAUGUCGGAAAUGCAAUUUCAUUAAAUGGAUUUCUAUCAGCUUCGAAAUCAUUAAAAGUUGCACGUCGUUUUGCACAUGGACCAUCGUCUAGAAAAAAUACAGAACCAGUUAUAAUGAUAUUUUCGGUUAGAACAAAAGAUAAGCUGAAAUCAAUUAAAUUCGCUGACUUAUCGGAUGAGAAUCUAAGUGAUUAUCCUGAAGAAGAAGAAGUUUUGUUCGAUCUUGGUUCAGUUUUUCGAGUAGAAAAUGUAUUGGAUCCAUACAAUGGUGAACACGCAAUUAUUAUGGUAGCAACGGAUAUCGGAACACAGUUAGUCGAUCAACAUCUUAAACUAAGUGAGCAGUCAAUAAAAGAAGAUGGUAUAAACAUUGUCUUUGGAAGUCUUCUUUUCAAAAGUGGACAACAUGAUAAAGCUCUUCAGUACUUUGAAACACUAUUAAUAUCCGAAAAAGAAAAUGAUGCUGCUGUCUAUGCUAAAAUUGGUGCAUAUUAUUCAUGGAAAAACGAAUGCACGAAAGCAAUAUCAUUUUUUCAACGCUCAUUUGAUUUGUAUAUGGAUGAAAGGCCGCCUAAUGUUGCUAAAGCGUCACUGAUUAUGCAUGAAAUAGGAAAUAAUUAUAUAAUAGCUGAUAUGCAUUCGUUAGGAUUUGCUUGUAUUAAACGAGCUGCUGAAAUGUAUAAAUCCGUAUUUCCGGCUGAUCAUUUUCAGAAUAUUAUUGCACUUAAAGAUAUUGGAAUAUGUUAUAUACUGGAGAAGAAUUAUGAUGAAGCUAAAUAUUAUAUCGAGAAAGCUUUAGAAAUGUGUAAUCGUAUUUUACCGACUGAUCAUGAUGAAACAGCUGCUUGUAUAGGAAACAUGGGUAGUAUAUAUCAUAAGCAAAAUGAAUUAGAUAUGGCUUUAGAUUAUUAUAUGAAAGCUUUAAAAAUGUUUAGAAAGGUAUUGCCUUCUGACCAUCAUGAUAUCUCGUCAACGCUUUACAAUAUAGCCAGUAUUUAUAAGUCGCAAGGAAAAUAUACGGAAGCAUUGGAAUGCUACAAAGAAUCUCUAAAGAUAGCCAAACAUUUUUGGCCUAUUCAUCAUCCGUGGUUAGUGCUUAUAUCAACGAGAAUGAGCGAAUUAGCUAGUUUACUGCAUUUUCAAAAACGCGUGGCUGAUAGCAUGAAAAUUCAUCCACAUUUGGUCAAUUACCUAUCAAAAAAACUUAUUGAGAAAGAAAAUACCAAGAAAAAAGAUACCGAUGAUGAUGACUCUGACAUAUCGGACGAUUGACAUUGAUCUACAAAGUAAUAUCAACACUACCUCUUGUUGUUCAAAAAACUUCUGUGCUAUUAUAGAAUUAACAUGAACCAAAACGGUUUGUAUCGCAACGGAUAAAGUUUAAUCUAUGAACUUCUAAAAUUUAUUCAAUUGAUAAUUUUUUUUUCUUCAUUGUCAAUUUGUAAUUAAUCGUGUUUUUUUUUGAAGAGAAAGAAGUUUUUUUUCUUUCAUUUAAUAUCUUUUUGCCAUAUACGCUAACAAGAAGGAGAAUAGUUAACUAUCACAUCUUGUACAGACACAAUUUUUAUGUAGAGAAUAAGAUAUUAUCAAUGCACUAUGAUCUCAGCAUGAAUCUUCUUCUUUCGAUUAUCCAAACUAGAAAAAAAAACUUCAAUACCUUGAAAUAAAAAUAUUAGCGAAGUUAGCAGUCGAUUCGAGUUCGUUUGAAAAACAAUUUACACUUGUCAGACUUAGUUCAUUCAAUGGAGCUUGAUAAGUUCUAUUGAAUGAUAUAUAUUCCAUCCGAAUGAAAAUAAAACUAUUCUGAUUUUUUUAUUAGGAAACCUGAAAAGUCAGGAAUCGCGUUCAGAGCUCGUGUUUCUUCUGACGAUUCGCUCUAUGACUUGAGUCAUUUUGUGAGACACGAUUCAUUCGCUAAAGUUCAAUGAAUUCUAUUAAAUGGUGUAUGUUUGGUUCCAAUGAAAAUAAAAUUUCAAUGACUAGAAUUCACAGAAAACUAUAGAACUCCGAUUUCGGCUAGUAUGUUCUAUGAUGACUUGAUCCACAAUCUGAGUCACUUAUGACACUUACGGAGGAAUAUUUUCAGGUCUUGGAACGUUUUUCAGUUGGGGUUACGCGCAUCUUAUUCUCUGAACUGAAUGGAGAGUCAUCUGAAAUAAAAUACGUUUGUAGGGUGUGGGGGUGGGGGUGGGGUGGGGGUGGGAGUGUAGGUGUGUGGGUGGGUGUGGGUGUGGGUGUGGGUGUGGGUGGCUGAGGGUGUGGGUGUGGCUAGGGUGUGGGUGGUGUGUGGGUUGUGGAUAUUUGUCAAAUAUCUUAUCAGAUACCCGUACACCCCCACACCCACACCCUCUUUUAUUACUUAUUGACAAAAUAUAUUGUAUUAGUCCAAAAAUCAGAUAACAUUAUCGUUUUAUCUAUGUUAAUGUAUAAACUAUCGUUUAAAUAACGAUAUUAAGCACGCAUAACUUGGUUAUUUCCAACAAACACAAUGUCCAAUAGGAUUCCUCGAAAAAUAUUUCUUUAC
Molecule: messenger RNA, 3631 nt
Organism: Rotaria sordida
Lineage: Eukaryota; Metazoa; Rotifera; Eurotatoria; Philodinida; Philodinidae
Source: the annotation of a GenBank genome assembly